Molecule: messenger RNA, 1251 nt
Organism: Drosophila elegans
Lineage: Eukaryota; Metazoa; Arthropoda; Insecta; Diptera; Drosophilidae
Gene: Zaf1
Product: zinc finger protein 624
Exons: 4
Coding region: 70-1224 (384 amino acids)
Biological process (GO): regulation of transcription by RNA polymerase II
Cellular component (GO): nucleus
Molecular function (GO): RNA polymerase II cis-regulatory region sequence-specific DNA binding; DNA-binding transcription factor activity; zinc ion binding
Source: RefSeq, a predicted model, not a curated record
UGCCCAGCUCUGGCAUUUGAAUCGGAAUUUGACGGAUACCAAGGAGGAAUUUCUGAAACAAACAAAACAAUGGAAAUCAGCAUUAAGUGGAGCAUGUGCCGCACUUGCACCGCCAAGAAAGGCUUAAUGCUGCAGUCCCUCUUUAAGUCCGAGGCCCACAAGCAGUUGCUCUUAUAUGCAGGCAUAGUUGUGGAGCCGGAUGAUGGAUUGCCAGAUCAGAUUUGCUCGGAUUGUAUGGACAGGCUGGAGGACGUAGAUCGAUUCCUGCGCGAAUGCAAAAGGUCCGACGAGCACCUGAGAAGUUUAGUCCGCCAAACCAUGUCCUCGGCAGCGGCUUUUCAGACCAUUGAAAAUAAGGAUCCGCCUGUUGGUCAGAGAAAGCGUGCCAGAAAGCAGAACAUUUCAGAGAGACUCAUGGAAGAGAAGCCCCUAGUCAUCAAGACUGACGAAAGUCAGGAAAGCCAGGAAACGAAAGCCAAAUCAGUGGAAUCUGUACCCACAAAAAAACACCCAUCCCCGGAGGAGGCAGGACACUUCGUUUACGUUUUAAACGUCAAUACGGAUAGAGAGAAACCCACAAUCCCGGAAGACUACACCAUCAGUGGUUCAGUCAAGGACAGCAUAGAUGACAAUGACUUGGAAAGCUCAUCGCAGGACGAAACCGUCGUUAUAGACAGCAUGCAGGAGACCAGUGAGGAGUCCCAGAAAUCAGAGCAAGCCCCAGAAUACAAUGUUGAUCUAGGUGUGGUCUGUGUGCCUGACAAGUAUAGAUGCAGGAUAUGCCACAAUUCAUACGCAUAUCUCUCACAGCUCAAAGUACACAUGACAUUUCACCGUAAUGAGAAGGGCCACGAGUGCGAGGUUUGCCGAAAGACAUUCAGAGCGGCAUGCAACCUGAAAACUCAUAUGCGAACACACACCGGUGAAAAGCCCUAUAAAUGUUCAUAUUGUACUCGCCGAUUUACUGAUUGCAGCACUCAUCGCAAACACGAACGCACGCACACGAAUGAAAGACCUUAUGCUUGCAACAUUUGCGGAAAAACCUUUUCACUUUCCACCUCCCGCAAGGCCCACUACCUCCUGCACAGUGCUGAUAAGCCCCACAAGUGCCUCACUUGCGACAAGGCUUUUCGCCUGAAACACCAGCUCACGGCGCACGAGAAGACGAAUGCGCACUAUCUAGGUGUGACGUCAGUUAUCGAAGACAGCGACAUGAUGGAAUAGCUAAAAAAUAAAAAUCUAUGAAAAGCC